Messenger RNA from Labrus bergylta (ballan wrasse), 3352 nucleotides. RefSeq names its product diencephalon/mesencephalon homeobox 1a (gene dmbx1a). Gene Ontology annotation, biological process: regulation of transcription by RNA polymerase II. Gene Ontology annotation, molecular function: RNA polymerase II transcription regulatory region sequence-specific DNA binding; DNA-binding transcription factor activity, RNA polymerase II-specific. Lineage: Eukaryota; Metazoa; Chordata; Actinopteri; Labriformes; Labridae. The record is from RefSeq and is a predicted model, not a curated record.
UUAAAAUCCCACCGCCGGGCUCUCGCGCACCAGCAGAUGGCGGCUUCCCACUCGUGCGCAAGACGUGCAGAACAGAGCACGAGAGGAGAGCAGGUGGAGCGCGAGCAGGACGGACUUGAAGUGAAGCAACAGACUGGAUGACUUUUUACCUCACUGACGGACAAAAGGAGGAAGACAGGGCUAUAUUGAAAAACAAACACAUGGUGGGUUGAAGAGAAGAAAACAAAACAAUCCGAAACCUUAAGAAGUUCAUCUACUCGGAGUCUUCUGAUAUCUGUGGAAGAACACAACUGUCUCUACAAGAGGUGGUGACCUCUCAUCAUGCAGCACUACGGGGUGAACGGCUACUCUCUGCACGCCAUGAACUCCCUGAGCGCCAUGUACAACCUGCACCAGCAGGCCGCGCAACAGGCGCAGCACGCGCCCGACUACCGGCCCUCCGUGCACGCGCUCACCCUGGCCGAAAGACUUGCUGACAUCAUCCUGGAGGCUCGUUACGGCUCUCAGCACCGCAAACAACGCCGCAGCCGCACCGCCUUCACCGCACAGCAGCUGGAGGCGCUCGAGAAAACUUUCCAGAAGACUCACUACCCGGAUGUGGUGAUGAGAGAGCGGCUGGCCAUGUGCACCAACCUGCCAGAGGCCCGCGUGCAGGUUUGGUUCAAAAACCGCAGAGCAAAGUUUCGUAAGAAGCAGCGCAGCCUGCAGAAGGAGCAGCUCCAGAAGCAGAAGGAGGCAUCAGGGGAAGGAGGAGGAAGCGAGAAGGAGGACGCACCUGCUUCCACAACUGUACUCCCUGAAACCCAGCUCCCUCCUUCUUCCUCUUCCUCUUCCUCCUCCUCUUCUCUGGAGAUAGAGGGUCCUGCAGUCCAUCCUGUACCUCUGGACAUGGAGCUGAACGUCACGUCGGCUGAACACUCUGGCAGCGAGUCUGCGACAGAGGAUAAUACCACGGAUAAGGAAGAUGAGAGUAAAUGUCAGAGAGAGGAGAUGAAAUGUGAGAGGGCGGUGACACCUGGGGAUGUCUCUCCUGUUUGCAAAAGACUAAGUCCUAAACCAGACUCCCCGCUGGUCUCCCCUUCAGUGACCCCCUCCUCCUCCUCCUCCAGCGGCGGCCUGACCAGCAGUGCUCCUCUCCCUCAGAGCCACUCGUACUCCUCCUCCCCCCUCAGCCUGUUCCGUCUGCAGGAGCAGUUCCGUCAGCACAUGGCCGCCACCAACAACCUGGUGCACUACCCUGCCUUUGACCUGGCUGCCGCCCCUUCUUCUCUCCCCUACCUGGGCAUGAAUGUGAACAUGCCCCCUGCGCCGCUGAGCUCUCUGCCCUGCCAGUCCUACUACCAGUCCCUUUCCCAUCAUGCUCAGCAGGUGUGGAACAGCCCACUGCUGCAAGCGUCGGCUGCCGGCAGCCUCAGCAGCCACAACAACAAGACCACCAGCAUCGAGAACCUGCGUCUGAGGGCCAAACAGCACGCCGCUUCGCUGGGACUGGACACCAUGUCUAACUGAAAACCAGAUGAAGGACAGUAAGAGGGAGUUUAGAGACUCGGCCAACACAUCACCCCAUCCUACUGCUUGUCUGUGUGAUUGUCAUAGCUCUUUAGGAACCAUGGAUUGGAGUCUCCUUGAGAACUUGGGUGCAGGACAUCUAAAUGUCUGAAAAUAAAACAUGCCAACAUGCACUGGACCUGCAGGAUGCCAACUUUUCAACUGAGACCACACUUGUUUGACUCCUUUAAGCUCCUGAAGCAGCUUUCAAUCCAAAACCGUAACCUUGGGGAAAAGACAAUCCCAAGAGAUAUCGAAAAAUUGCCAGAAGAACACAUUGAAGUGAAUGUUCACUUCAAAUGACAGUGAACGUAUUCUUAACUGUUUCCUGAGAAGAAGUCUGCUGGACCAUCGUAACAGCCGAAACGACUUUCAAAAAUGUUGAUGAUGCACGCACUCAAAAACAAUGCAGAUAAUGUUUACUAGAAAAAUGUGAAUAAAUGAGGCACUUUCAAAGGAUUUAGGCUCAUUAGACAGCAGGGGGAAAAGGACCACCGACAUUUCAAUUAAGCAGCAGUUAUGUACAUAGCAUGUACUACACAACAGCACAUAAAUAAAAAUACAUUUCAAGCCAUUUUGUCCUCAACAGCGUAAUUAAAAGUGACUAAUUUACCGGUUUAAUGGCCAGUAUUAUGCCACUUUGUGCGAAAGGCUGGCUGGAUAAUGAGAAAAUGAUUUCAGUGAGUAAAUUCUCAAAGCUUUUAAUUACAUUUUGCCCCAGGCUGAGGGAGUCGGGGCAGACGCAAUUAUGAACAUGAAUACCAUUUAAGACCAAAUUUAUAAAUCCCUCAAGGUCUGUGGGCUGAAACGCUCAAUAAAAGUAGACACACGCUGGGUAUCACUUUCAAAUCUGUUAAACAAUUGGGAACAUGAUGGACACUAAUGUAAACUGUUGAAUAAAUGUCUCCAUUGUUUCUGGCCUUAAAAUUCUCUUGAGGAAACAUGCAGCUUUUUCCAAUGAAAGCUCGGCCGACUGUUAGCACUUGACGAGGAGAAUCACACACCUCUCUGAUGUUUUCUGUUCAUGUGAUCUGGGAGCAACUAUGAAAAAAAAGGCACAUUAUUUUAGUUAUGUAAAAUACAAAAAAGUCUAUCUAUUAAUGUUCACUUGUAAGGUAAUUGUAAAAUUCCUAAUAUGUUGUAUAAUUGAUAACGGUUCUUUAGCUGUCAGUAUGCAAGAUUGUAUUUGCUGAGCACACCGGCAGCAUGUCUACCCUCCUCUCCUGGUUUGUCUGUGUAAUAAUACGGGUUCAAUUAACAUCCAAAUGUCUUCACUUUCUCAGCUUAAAAGAUGCAACAGAAGAAGUUUGGGUUGUUAGAAAACUGCCACUUUCUGUAUCUGAGAAACAGAUCAAUUAAGGAAAGUGAAAAUAUUUCAAGGAAUAAUUGACCCUCCUCCUCCUCCUCCUCUGUGUCCUGCUGUCUUGACUCUAUUUGAGUUCUGUUGUUGCUGUUCCCCUCUCCCCGUCUGUCAGACUCGGUCCAGUGGUAGAUAUACUGUGUGUGUAAAGGAGGAGGAAAGAGUGAGUUGACCAUCAUCAGUGUUGUUUCCUCUCUAACAAUGUAGACUUUGAACUAGUGUUGUUGUAAAAUAAUCACAAAUAAAAACAGUGAUGGGAGAUCUUUAUGAUGACUUCUCUACGUGUGCUUGUUAUGUUAUUUAUUUUAUUUGAUUAAAAAUGUUGAAUUUUAGAAGAAAAAUAAAACAAGUACCGUUAAUGAAGAGGUAUCUUUAUGUUGUUGUUAAUUCAGUGAGUAAGCAAAGUUAAAAACACAUGUUUGAACGAAUAAACAAUAAAAACUU